Molecule: messenger RNA, 708 nt
Organism: Acinonyx jubatus (cheetah)
Lineage: Eukaryota; Metazoa; Chordata; Mammalia; Carnivora; Felidae
Gene: RBP2
Product: retinol binding protein 2
Exons: 5
Coding region: 94-498 (134 amino acids)
Biological process (GO): fatty acid transport
Cellular component (GO): nucleus; cytosol
Molecular function (GO): fatty acid binding
Source: RefSeq, a predicted model, not a curated record
AGAGCCCAGAUGCUGGCAGCCAGAUGCUCCUGAGAACUGCAGCCUACUCCUUGACAUUCAACAUUCACCCACACUGAACCAGAAGCUAUCACCAUGACAAGGGACCAGAAUGGAACCUGGGAGAUGGAGAGUAAUGACAACUUUGAAGGCUACAUGAAAGCCCUAGAUAUUGAUUUUGCCACCCGCAAGAUCGCAGUACGUCUGACUCAGACAAAGAUCAUUGAUCAAAACGGCGAUAACUUCAAGACAAAAACCAACAGCACGUUCCGCAACUAUGACCUGGAUUUCACCGUUGGAGUGGAGUUUGAGGAACACACAAAGGGCCUGGACAAUCGGACUGUUAAGACGCUAGUCACCUGGGAAGGCGAUGUCCUGGUAUGCGUGCAGAAGGGGGAGAAAGAGAACCGUGGCUGGAGGCAGUGGGUUGAGGGGGACAAGCUGCACCUGGAGCUGACCUGCGGUGACCAGGUGUGCCAUCAAGUGUUCAAGAAGAAGUAAUGGCCCACGAGGGGGCCUGCUGAGCACGUGCUCCACACUUCCCACAUGGGUUCUCUGUGGGCUUAGGGAAGCAGCCAUGGAGACCCUCCCCUCCUAACAGAGCCCAGUAAGGCAUCUGGAUGGGUUUUAAAACAGAAUGAGUGUGUUAACAGUUGACAAAUAUAUACUUCCUUCGUUGAAACCUGGCAUUAAAUGAAAAAACAAAAAUCA